This is a messenger RNA of Prorocentrum cordatum, 855 nucleotides long. Lineage: Eukaryota; Dinophyceae; Prorocentrales; Prorocentraceae. The record is from the annotation of a GenBank genome assembly.
AUGUGUGCGCCUGUGCGCCACCCCCCAACAAAAAGGAGAAAUCAAAGUUACCUGGCCUGUGGCGAGAGCGGCACCACUUGGCUCCAGUUCAUCCUGUACACGCUGUGCACCAAGGGGGGCAGGGAGCUCGACCACAUCAGCAACUACGUGCCCUUCCUUGAAAAUGACAAAUCCUUCGAGUUCGACCAGGCAGGCGCCAGCAGGGUUGCCGCGCAGUUCGCCUCUGGCCAUGCGGCCAUAGGCUGGAGGCUCUUCAACACGCACCUGUGGUGGGACAUGCUGCCGAAGGGCCCCGAGGCGAAGUACAUCUACGUGGUGCGCAGCGCGAAGGACGUUGUCUUUUCUUUCUACGCCCACUUGUCGCACCAGGCGCUGAGCGACGGGGGCUUCAGUGGCAGCUUCGAGGAGUUCUUCAUUGAAUGGUGUGCGGGCAAGAUACCAUUCGGACCUUGGGCAGAUAGCCUGAAGUCGUUCAUGGUAGAUACGAAUCAAGGGUUGCAAGCUGCCGCACGAGAUGAACGUAUAUUGAUAUUAUCGUACGCCGAGCUCAAGAACGACAUAGGCUCUGCAGUGAGAAGGAUAAUCUCCCACUGCAACGUUGACAUAUCUGAGGCCGAGAUAGAGAAGUGCCUGCCCCGCUUCGACAUCUCCUACAUGAAGGCCAACAACGCCAAGUUCGAGCCAAGGUCGGUCAGGUGGGAGGACAAGGGCGACGGCUUCCAGUUCAUCCGCCACGGCCAGUCCGGGGACGGCCAGAGGGCGUUCAGCGCCGCGCAGGACGCGGCCUUCGCGGACAUGCUGGCGAGCUCGUUCCCGGACGGCAUCCCCUCGGUGAUGCGCGAGUUCUGCGGCUGA